AUGCGUCUCUUAAUAGUUUCAGAUACUUGUAAGACACCUCUCGGAAGAACAAGUCAGUGUAUAUCACUCUACGAUUGUCCUCAACUUCUUACUGCAUUUGAAGAAAGACCAUUAAGAAGCGAUGUGGUUUCAUUCCUCAGACAAUCACAGUGUGGAUUUGAAGGCUAUGUUCCAAGAGUUUGCUGUGGACCAUUGCCUGAUCUAAUGCCGCAACGACCGACAAGCACGGUCAGGCCAACACAACGUCCUAGACCGGACACAAAUAUAAAUAGCAAUGUGGAUCCUGUGUUCCCUGAAGAUUCUAAUCUAGCUCCCCGCGACCAAUGUGGAAUAGAUACUAAUGGUGAUAGGAUAUAUGGAGGACAAUUUACAGAAUUGGAUGAGUUCCCAUGGAUGGCUUUACUGGGAUAUAAACCAAAUACCAAUCCAAGAUUGACCUACCAAUGCGGAGGAGUGCUGAUAAAUCGAAGAUAUGUUUUAACUGCAGCCCACUGUGUAAUUGGAAGUAUUGAAACCGCAGUAGGAAAAUUGAGCACUGUACGAUUGGGUGAAUACGAUUUACAAACGGACGUCGAUUGUUCUGAUGGUCUUUGUGCGGAUCCCGUUCAAGAGAUUGCUGUUCAAUCAGCAUAUCCAAAUCCAGGAUUCUCUGACCAAAAUAUUAACAGGAAAGAUGAUAUCGCAUUAGUGAGACUUUCGAAGAGAGCUACAUAUUCAUAUUACGUCCAGCCAAUAUGUUUAGCGGACAACAGUCUUCGUUUAGACGUUGGUACUGACGUGUAUGUUGCUGGUUGGGGAAAUACCUUGGGCGGCAAAAGUAGUCCAGUGAAACUGAAACUGGCCUUACCUCUAUUCAGUAAGUCGCAAUGCGUUCAGAAGUAUAGAAGUCUGCAGGCGGAAUUGACAAGCGGGCAGUUAUGCGCUGGUGGUGUCUUCGCUGAAGACGCAUGUAGAGGAGACUCUGGUGGUCCUCUGAUGAGGAAAUCUCCAUCUGGAAUCUGGCAGUCAAUUGCUAUUGUCUCAUUUGGAAAUGGAUGUGGCAGAGAUGGCUGGCCCGGCGUGUACACCUCUGUACCUAGCUAUUUAAGUUGGAUACAGCAAACUAUGCGCUCCUCUAAUGUUUAA
This is a messenger RNA of Danaus chrysippus (African queen), 1125 nucleotides long. The record is from the annotation of a GenBank genome assembly. NCBI's taxonomy places the organism in Eukaryota, Metazoa, Arthropoda, Insecta, Lepidoptera, Nymphalidae.